Cooperia oncophora is the source of this 744-nucleotide messenger RNA. The record is from the annotation of a GenBank genome assembly. Lineage: Eukaryota; Metazoa; Nematoda; Chromadorea; Rhabditida; Trichostrongylidae.
UCUGCUGAAAAUUCACAGAGUUGUCAUUCAGUAACGCCGCCGAGGAUCGCUGAAGAAGGCCGUGAACAAUCGCCCGAAGACGAUAUCCCUGGCGUCGAUCUGUCACAUCUUUCACCGUCUGAACGGGAGCAGAUUCGUGCUGUCAUGAGGAUGGCCCAGAUGGACGAUCCGGGAAGACGAGAAGCCUCACAACGAGCUCAGUACGAUAAGAUAGACACCACCACCAAGCCGGAUGCGCCCACUGCUGAGAAGAAACCUCGCCAAACGUCUAUGACGUCAUCUUCAGAAGUUUGCUCUCCUACACGAGAGUCAGGAUACGGUACCACCUCGACGUCAUACGAUCGUGAGCUGGGUGAUUUCGCCACAAAGUUGGAAGAUGCUGGUGAAGUGGCAGAGAAGGAGCCCACCUCGGAGAACGAAUUCUCGAGCGAGACAGUGCAAGAGGACUUCGACUUCACCUAUUCAGACAAUCGAUUCUCUGCAUUGACCGAUGAGAGCUUCGAUACUGACAGGUACAGGGUAAGUCUACAUGACGAUUCUAGUAUGAACGUGGACGCUGUGGAGAUGGACGAAGACGAUUUGUACAACAGCAGAGAUCCGACUGGACCGCAGGGCGACCACGAAUGUGGACGACGGUCUUCGAAGGUGAUGAGUCCGAGCAACCGGCUGACGACGUUUUCAUUCGGCAAUCACCCACAGAUACUUUUUAAAAGCAAAGCGACUAUUCCUGGACAAGCCCAGUAA